Messenger RNA from Piliocolobus tephrosceles (Ugandan red Colobus), 1814 nucleotides. It is a transcript of the gene WNT11, whose product is annotated as Wnt family member 11. The coding region runs from base 223 to 1287 and encodes 354 amino acids. NCBI's taxonomy places the organism in Eukaryota, Metazoa, Chordata, Mammalia, Primates, Cercopithecidae. Gene Ontology annotation, molecular function: cytokine activity; frizzled binding. The transcript has 6 exons. The record is from RefSeq and is a predicted model, not a curated record. Gene Ontology annotation, biological process: canonical Wnt signaling pathway; cell fate commitment; neuron differentiation. Gene Ontology annotation, cellular component: extracellular region.
CGGAAGGUAAGCAGUGGUUGCGGACAGCGGGCAGCUGCUCAGCGGGGACCCGCUAGGGCUGGAGGCGCCCGAGUCGGAGGGGGACGACGCUUCUCACACCCGCCACGACCCCCUUGGGCUCCCACUCGCGGGCGGCAUUCAGGACCAGCGGCGGCCGUGCAGGCGGAGGACUUCAGCGCGGCUCCUCCUGGGUGUGACCCCGGACGCGCCCGCCGCGCGACGAUGAGGGCGCGGCCGCAGGUCUGCGAGGCGCUGCUCUUCGCCCUGGCGCUCCAGACCGGCGUGUGCUAUGGCAUCAAGUGGCUGGCACUGUCCAAGACACCAGCAGCCCUGGCACUGAACCAGACGCAACACUGCAAGCAGCUGGAGGGCCUGGUGUCUGCACAGGUGCAGCUGUGCCGCAGCAACCUGGAGCUCAUGCACACGGUGGUGCACGCUGCCCGCGAGGUCAUGAAGGCCUGUCGCCGGGCCUUCGCCGACAUGCGCUGGAACUGCUCCUCCAUCGAGCUCGCCCCCAACUAUCUGCUUGACCUGGAGAGAGGGACCCGGGAGUCGGCCUUCGUGUAUGCGCUGUCGGCCGCCGCCAUCAGCCACGCCAUCGCCCGGGCCUGCACCUCCGGCGACCUGCCGGGCUGCUCCUGCGGCCCCGUCCCAGGUGAGCCACCCGGGCCCGGGAACCGCUGGGGAGGAUGUGCGGACAACCUCAGCUACGGGCUCCUCAUGGGGGCCAAGUUUUCCGAUGCUCCUAUGAAGGUGAAAAAAACAGGAUCCCAAGCCAAUAAACUGAUGCGUCUACACAACAGUGAAGUGGGGAGACAGGCUCUGCGCGCCUCUCUGGAAAUGAAGUGUAAGUGCCAUGGGGUGUCUGGCUCCUGCUCCAUCCGCACCUGCUGGAAGGGGCUGCAGGAGCUACGGGAUGUGGCUGCUGACCUCAAGACCCGAUACCUGUCGGCCACCAAGGUAGUGCACCGACCCAUGGGCACCCGCAAGCACCUGGUGCCCAAAGACCUGGAUAUCCGGCCUGUGAAGGACUCAGAACUCGUCUACCUGCAGAGCUCACCUGACUUCUGCAUGAAGAAUGAGAAGGUGGGCUCCCACGGAACGCAAGACAGGCAGUGCAACAAGACAUCCAAUGGAAGUGACAGCUGCGAUCUUAUGUGCUGUGGGCGUGGCUACAACCCCUACACAGACCGCGUGGUCGAGCGGUGCCACUGUAAGUACCACUGGUGCUGCUACGUCACCUGCCGCAGGUGUGAGCGUACCGUGGAGCGCUAUGUCUGCAAGUGAGGCCCUGCCCUCCGCCCCAUGCAGGAGCGAGGACUCUGCUCAAGGACCCUCAGCAACUGGGGCCAGGGGUCUGGAGACACUCCAUGGAUUCUGCUUGUGAAUUCCAGAUGCCAGGCAUGGGAGGCGGCUUGUGCUUUGCCUUCACUUGGAAGCCACCAGGAACAGAAGGUCUGGCCACCCUGGAAGGAGGGCCGGGACAUCAAAGGAAACCGACAAGAUUAAAAAUAACUUGGCAGCCUGAGGUCCUGGAGUGCCCAUGGGCUGGUCUAAGGAGCGGGGCUUGGGAUUGGUGAGACUGAUACGGACGUGACCUUUCAGGGCCACAGAGACCAGCCUCCGGGAACGGGUCUGCCCCUCUUCUUCAGAAUGUUCUGCGGGACCCCCUGGCCCACCCUGGGGUCGGAGCCUGCUGGGCCAACCACAUGGAACCACUAGCUUGGGUUGUAAAUGUUUUCCUUUGUUUUUUUUGAUUUUUCUUCCUUUGGGAUGUGGAAGCUACAGAAAUAUUUAUAAAACAUAGCUUUUUC